Messenger RNA from Serpula lacrymans var. lacrymans S7.9, 2091 nucleotides. RefSeq lists its product as uncharacterized. Bases 1 to 1500 code for a protein of 499 amino acids. NCBI's taxonomy places the organism in Eukaryota, Fungi, Basidiomycota, Agaricomycetes, Boletales, Serpulaceae. The transcript has 4 exons. The record is from RefSeq and is a predicted model, not a curated record.
AUGUCAGGAUCUGUAUACCGCCUCGAGACCCCCCGCCCCCGACCCCCGCCCCCGACCCUGCGUUUCCACAGCCCCUCCAAAUCGCCCUCAGCGCUGAGCCACCCCAUCCGCGAUACACAAACGCUCCUUUAUGAUCUCCCCGCCUCCUCUGUGAUAUCCCCCCCGACGAGUCCUCCAACGAAACGGGGCGUGGUGUCCCCCACGUCUCCUUCAUUUCCAGGCGGCAGGGCGCGAGGAAGGAGGAAUGGACGUCCUGGGCCUACCCCGCCCCCAUCCGCACGUCAUCGUUCCGUAACCCCCUUAGGCGUAUCGAGAAGCGAUCUCGAAAAGUUCACAGAACACUGUCGUGCAUGGUAUUAUAACCAGGACGAUGCCUCGGGCCGGCACAUGACCCAGACACUCGCCAACCUCCCUCCAGCUCAAUGUGCGCCCUACUCGCGAUUACAAGCCUCCAUCCGCUCCGCCUACCACGCCAGCGUCAAUGCCCGCCGCCACGCUGAAUUCCAAGCGCACCUCACCGCCACGCUGCCGGGUGGCUCGCUCAUGCCUCAUUCACGUGCGGAUCCGAGGGGGCUGGUGGCGCGGAAGGAGAGGUUGGAGCGGUUGGAUAGGUUUGUGAGGAGCUGGUGUACGAUGGGGAUGCCGGGGACGACACCUUUUUUCGAGGCUUUGUGGGCGAUCAUGAGGCUGCAAGUGGUCCCGGAGCAUCUCGGAGGGGCGGGAGGAAAUCGCAUACGAUGGGAACUGGAUGAUGCUGUGUUCAAAGAGGCAGCUGGAAAAAAUUUCAUGCUGGAAGCUAUUGAUGUUCUCAAAGGAGUCCUCGCCUUCGAAGAAGUUCCAUCCUCUAAAGGCGGGUCUUCUUCAAUCGGUGCAUAUCCGACCUCCCCUGCCAUACACUCACGCUCCCGUUCGCAACCCCUGCCAGCGAAUGAUAAUGAGCCUGGUCAGAAAGCCUCGCCCAUUUCCAUGGCUACCCACGGAAAACGUGCUCGAGCCCCCAGUGACCCAUUUUUAGACACCCCUCCCGCCCUCUCACACUCCCUCCCCUCAGCGUCUUCUCAAUCCUCCGGCGUCACCAUAUCUCAGCUCUCGUCUUCUUCGGUGUCUGAAGGUGUAGAGCACUGUAUGAGCCCUACUACCCCACACGAAGCUGACGAAGAUAUUGAAGUGCUGGCCCCGCUUCGUUCCGAGUUCGCGAUGGAAGAAUCCGAAGAAGAAUACCUGCGUAUCUGGACUUCGGCGGAUCUUCCCAACCCCGAAUACCUUUCACUGAUCACUGUCUUUCCUUCCUUUAUCACGCGGAGACCUUUACCCCGUUUUCCUGUUACCCCUAGCGCUCGUGCGGCAGACAUUGAGGAAGGGGAGGAUGAGAGGGGGGAAGGCAAAGAAAUACGUUUCGGAACUGGGAGUAUGUGGAUCAGUUCAAAACAACGUGGCGAUGACUGGAGAGGAGACUGGUGGACGAGAUUCAUCCUUUGGUGGCGAAGAUUGUUCUGCUAGUCGGUUGUUUCCAGCAUUUGUAACCCCCUUCUGUCUCGAUACCUGUUCACUUUUUUACCACUACAUACUGAACAUAUGUACUGUCUUUUUGUCUAUCGUCAUUCCUUUUCUUCUUCUUGCAUAUGCCUCACUGCCACAUCUUAUGUAUUGCUCGUAACGUAAAGGCUCGAGACCGCCAUUCGGACAUUCAUUAUUUUUUUUACCCUGCCUGUUCGUGCUACCUAACACGAUACCAAACGUACGCUCUUCGAUUCUCCCGUUUACCCUUUCAACCUUGACUAUUUUUCACUCCUCGGCUUUUCUCGUCUGAGCGUCAGCUUUUGGAUCUUAUCAUUUCUGAAUCUGCACCUCUCCCAUUUGAGAAAAGUCUCGAGAACCGUGUCAGCUUUCGACGGUGUUUUACGUCCCGUCUGUUGGAAUCGUCGCAGAUGCUAUAACCUAUCUUUGAAAUUCGCCCUGCACCAUGUGUCAGUGGACUAACGUGGAUGGACCAGGACAUGCAGGCUGAGAGCACGCAACGCCGGAUGUUUCGAGCCCGAGUAACCUAUCGUCAGAUUGGAUAUACUACCAUACGACAAACGACGGCCGUGC